UCGGAGUUAUGACAGAACAUAACCUAUGUUGCGUGUUGAUUAUCAUCCGUUGUCAUCAUGACAAAUGUAAAUAAAGAAACGAUACUUUGAUGAUUUGUCAUAAUACAAUUUUGCGCUUCUCAUUCACGUUAUUAUGCCAUAAAUUGUGUCCAAAGUGCUCACAAAAUUGUGAUACGACGUCGUGGAUUAUUGUUAAUAAGGUUGUAAACAUUAAAAAAAAACAAGAGAAAGUUGUGCUUUUCUAUUUACAUUCCAUUGUUAAUUCCUUUCACUGACAAUGGAAAAACGAAACGUUCUAUUUAUCUACUGCACUUUUCUUACUCUUCAAAGUAUUUAUGGACUUCACAGAAGCUUGAAAUAUUAUGAAACAAUUCAUAGUACUCACUUUCAACAUAGGAUUUUAAAACGGGGUAUUCACCAUAGCUAUCAUCCAUAUAACAGAAUAAGUGAAUUAGAAUUUCAUUCACAUGGGCGCCAUUUUCGAUUAAUUUUAACACCUAGAAGAGAAGUUAUACAUUCCAAUUUCAAGGCAUAUGAAGUCAAUGCUGAUGGAAAGGAGAAAACCGUACAUUUAGAUCAUGAUAAUUUUUAUCACGGCCGAGUGUUUGGAGAAAUUGAGUCUCAUGCUCAGAUGCAUAUUGAUGAUGGUAUCAUGACAGGUAGUAUAACAAUCUUGGAUGAAACUUUCCAUAUUGAACCAUCCUGGAGGCAUCUUUCUCAUUUAGAUAAUCAAACGAUGAUUAUUUAUAAAUCUUCCGAUGUCAAACUCAGUUGGGAGCAUUAUCAAGAUGGAGAAGGUCAUACACAUGGAACUCCAAAGACCUGUGGUUAUGUUAAAGAAGAUAUAAAUUAUACUUUAAAUGACAAUUCUGAGGAGGAUGAUACAGAAACGGAUAAUAGCAGUAGUAGGGUAAAAAGGCAAACAGAGACUUACGAAUAUACACCAACAAAAACAAGAUGCCCAUUACUACUAGUCGCCGAUUAUCGGUUUUACCAAGAAAUGGGCGCCAGCAGUACAAAAACUACAAUUAAUUAUCUGAUAAGUUUGAUUGAUAGAGUACAUAAGAUUUACAAUGACACUUUGUGGCAAGAGCAUCAAGAGGAAGAUGGUUUCAAAGGAAUGGGUUUUGUUAUUAAAAAGAUCGUCGUUCACAGUGAACCGACACGAGUAAGAGGUGGUGAAACACAUUACAAUAUGGUUCGCGAGAAAUGGGACGUCCGUACAUUGCUCGAGGUGUUCAGUCGAGAAUAUAGCCAUAAAGAUUUCUGCUUGGCUCACUUGUUUACUGAUCUCAAAUUCGAAGGUGGUAUCCUCGGAUUAGCCUAUGUAGGAUCUCCUCGUAGAAAUUCGGUGGGCGGUAUUUGCACACCAGAAUAUUUCAAAAACGGAUAUACAUUAUAUCUGAAUUCGGGAUUGAGUUCCAGUAGAAAUCAUUAUGGACAGAGAGUGAUUACAAGAGAAGCCGAUUUGGUUACAGCACAUGAAUUCGGUCAUAAUUGGGGUUCCGAGCAUGAUCCGGAUAUCUCAGAAUGCAGUCCAAGUGCAAGUCAAGGUGGAUCUUACUUAAUGUAUACCUACAGUGUUAGUGGCUAUGAUGUAAAUAACAAGAGAUUUUCUCCAUGUAGUUUACGAUCCAUCAGGAAGGUCCUGCAAGCUAAAUCUGGACGCUGUUUCUCAGAGCCAGAAGAAUCAUUCUGUGGUAAUUUGAGAGUCGAGGGCGACGAGGAAUGCGACGCAGGUCUCUUGGGAACAGAAGACAAUGACUCGUGUUGCGACAAAAACUGUAAGCUUCGAAGUAAUCAAGGAGCAGUUUGCAGUGACAAAAACUCUCCUUGCUGCCAGGGUUGCGCAUAUAUGCCUGCGGGCGUAAAAUGCCGUGAUGCGCAAUAUGCUACUUGCGAACAGGAAUCGCGCUGCACUGGUGCGUCUAGCGAAUGCCCGAGAUCUCCGCCCAUGAAAGACGGCACUGAUUGUCUCGAACGUGGUCAAUGCCGUCUAGGCAAAUGCGUACCAUACUGCGAGACUCAAAAUUUACAAAGCUGCAUGUGCGAUACUAUUGCUGAUGCGUGUAAGAGAUGCUGUAGAAUGAAUUUGAACGAGACGUGCUUUCCAAUAGACCAGCAAGACAUUUUACCCGAUGGGACACCGUGCAUUCAAGGUUUUUGCAACAAAGGUGUUUGUGAGAAAACAAUUCAGGACGUAGUAGAACGAUUUUGGGACAUUAUUGAGGAUAUAAACAUCAACAAAGUUAUGCGCUUUCUGAAAGAUAAUAUAGUAGGUGCUGUGAUAAUCAUCACUGCCGUUAUAUGGAUACCGGCGAGUUGCGUUAUCAGUUACAUUGAUCAUAGACGCGUGAAAGAGAGCGAAAAAAAAUGGCAGUGGAAACACACGGACGAGCUCAUUCAUCCGGAUGAGCCGAGACAAGUGAUAUAUGUUGGCGGUCAGCGCCAACAAAGGGUACAGCAUGUCAUGCAUCAAUCGUGAAUUUGCAUUACAUAUUUCGAUAUCUAGUCAAACUUAUAUCAAGUGAUAUAUUUAUGAUAUAUAUCUAUUUAAAAUGACAA
Molecule: messenger RNA, 2565 nt
Organism: Acromyrmex echinatior (Panamanian leafcutter ant)
Lineage: Eukaryota; Metazoa; Arthropoda; Insecta; Hymenoptera; Formicidae
Gene: Tace
Product: ADAM 17-like protease Tace
Biological process (GO): Notch signaling pathway; membrane protein ectodomain proteolysis
Cellular component (GO): plasma membrane
Molecular function (GO): metalloendopeptidase activity
Source: RefSeq, a predicted model, not a curated record